This is a messenger RNA of Macaca mulatta (Rhesus monkey), 522 nucleotides long. Lineage: Eukaryota; Metazoa; Chordata; Mammalia; Primates; Cercopithecidae. The record is from RefSeq and is a predicted model, not a curated record.
CCUGUGGCGGACAAUGAGACAUAAUGGGAAGGCUGUUUGCAGCUUCUAGGAAGGAUUUUUAUUCUCUGAUAAAAGAAAGACAGCUGUGGGAAGAAGGUUGUUUUGCAGAAGCUUCUUCUGUGUGUCAUCCUGUUCUACACCGUGUACUACGUGUCCCUGAGCACGGGGUGCAUGUUGUUUGAGGUGCAUGAGUUGGAUGUCCUGGCACCAUUUGAUUUCAAAACAAAUCCCUCAUGGCUCAACAUAAACUAUAAAGUUCUUUUAGUUUCAACAGAGGUCACCUACUUUGUUUGUGGAUUGCUUUUUGUUCCGGUUGUGGAAGAAUGGGUUUGGGAUUAUGCUAUUUCAGUAACUAUUCUUCAUGUUGUCAUCACUUCAACUGUUAUGUUGGAAUUCCCCUUGACAUCACAUUGGUGGGCUGCUUUAGGUAUAAUGAAAUUGUUUGUUUAGAUUCUUUAAUGCACAGAAACAACGUUAAAUAGAACAACUGUGGAAAUAUAUUUUAUUUUCUCAUAGAUUUUA